Gopherus evgoodei (Goodes thornscrub tortoise) is the source of this 1370-nucleotide messenger RNA. Its product is annotated as ankyrin-2-like. The record is from RefSeq and is a predicted model, not a curated record. The coding region runs from base 278 to 1345 and encodes 355 amino acids. NCBI's taxonomy places the organism in Eukaryota, Metazoa, Chordata, Testudines, Testudinidae. The transcript is spliced from 2 exons.
GCUGGCAGAACCCCCCCCCCCAGCAGGCACCUCUACAGGAAGAUUGCGCAGCAGAAGGCCAGCUCUUGGGGACCUCACAUCCAGGAGCAAGAAUGUCUUGACAGCUCCUCAGGAGGAGGACCCCAGAAGAUCCCCACCUGCUUCCCAGGUCCAGGAUGCUGAACACCGCUCUCCUGCUCCCGAGACGGACAACACUGGAGGAGCCCCUCCGAGGAUCCAGGACCAGGAUACUGAUGGGCGCCCCGCCAAGAAGGACCCCGCUGGAGGAGCCCCCUCAAUGACUGAGGACCAGGAUGCUGAUGGCCGCCUUGCCAGGAAGGCUGCGACUGAAGGAGACCCCCGGAUGACCAAGGACCGGGAUGCUGAUCGCCGCCCCGCCGGGAGGGACUCUGCCAGAGGAGCCCCCCUGAUGACCAAGGACCAGGAUGCUGAUCGCCACCCCUCUGGGAAGGAUGCCGCCAGAGGAACCCCCCAGACGACCCAGAACCAGGAUGCUGAGCACCGCCCUGCUAGGAAGGAUGCCGCCGGAGGAGCCUCCUACAUGACCAAGGACCAAGAGGCUGAUCACCACCCCUCCGGGAAGGAUGUUGCCGGAGGAGCCCCCCAGAGGACUGAGGACCGUGAUGCUGAGUGCCGCUCCGCCAGGAAGGAUGCCACCAGAGGAGCCCCUCACAUGACUGAGGACCAAGAUGCUGAUUGUCACCCCACUGGGAAGGAUGCCGCCGGAGGAGACCCCCAAACGACCCAGGACCAGGAUGCUGAGUGCCACUCCACCGGGAAGGAUGCCAUUGGAGGAGCCCCCCAGAGGACUGAGGACCGGGAUGCUGAGCGCUGCCCUGCCAGGAAGGAUGCCACCGGAGGAGCCCCCCAGAAGACUGAGGACCAGGAUGCCGAGUGCUGCUCCGCUGUUCCAGAAAGGGAUGCUCCAGAAGGAACAACCUCCUUAACUCGAGACUCUGUAACUUCUUACCACCCGCCUGUCCAGAGGAGGGCCCCUCGAAGGGGAAUGGACUCCAGAGCCCUGGAUCUCAUUGCCACGCGCUAUCCUUCUGGGCAAAGAAACAUCAUGGCCAGUGAGUCCAGCACACCCCCAGGAGCGACUUCACCUUCUCAAGCUUCUCCACCAGACCCAGAGGAAUCACCUGGUGAGUCUGCAGGCACAACAAGGGUCCACCCUACAGAUGGUGAGGCAGGGGACGACGACCACAUCUACCUCCGGUACCCACUCCCUACAGGCCUCCUCCUCUGCCCCCUUCUGCCUCCCUGUCCAUGGAGUCCAGACCCUCGGGGCCCUCAGCAAGCACGUUCGCAAGACCUACAACAAACGGAUUGCUUUCCGGUGUAGCCGCAAUGCCCCCUUCGAGACUCAA